AUUAAAAAUUCAAAACUUGACACACUUUACGAACAUGUCAACCGUACAGACCGUUCUGGGGUCUAUUACCCCUAACCUCUUGGGUCGUACUUUGACCCACGAGCAUGUGGCUCUCGAUUUCGAGCACUUUUACCGGCCACCUCCUCCGGACUUCGAGAGUGAACUGAAGGCCAAGAUCAGUAUGUCCACUCUGGGGUAUGUGCGAUUGUAUCCCUAUUCCAGCAAGGAGAACGUCCGUUUCUACGACGAGGAAGCUCUGGAGGCGGCCAAAAAGGAUAUUCUUCUGUACAAGAAGCAUGGUGGUGGCAGUAUUGUGGAAAAUAGCAGCUAUGGUCUGAAGCGCAAUCUGGAGAUCAUUGUGGAGCUGGCCAAGAGCACUGGUGUGCAUUUUAUUGCCGGAACUGGACACUACAUCCAUGCCAUGCAGGAUGCCAGGAACGCCAGCUUAACUGUGGAGCAGUUGAGUGACUUGUACUCCAAGGACAUCAUUACUGGCCUGGAGGUCAACGGAAAAAUGGUCAAGUGCGGCUUCAUAGGCGAGGUGGCCAGUGUUUAUCCAAUCCAUGAUUUUGAGAAGCAUUGCAUUAAGGCUGCUGGAGAGAUUCAAGAGGUUCUGGGCUGUGGUGUCUCCAUGCAUCCACAUCGCGUUACCAAAGCCCCCUUCGAGAUCAUGAGACUCUAUCUGGAGGCGGGUGGACGUGCUGACAAGUGUGUGAUGUCUCACUUGGAUCGCACUAUUUUCGACGUUGAUGAGCUUCUGGAGUUUGCCAAGCUGGGCUGCUAUAUCCAGUAUGAUCUUUUUGGAACCGAAUGCUCCUUCUAUCAGCUAAAUACCAGCGUGGAUAUGAUCUCUGAUGGACAGCGCAUCGAUAAUCUGAUGAAGCUAAUCAACGAGGGAUUGGUGGACAAGUUGCUCAUGUCCCACGACAUCCACACCAAACAUCGAUUGACAUCCUAUGGCGGUCAUGGCUAUCAUCAUAUCUACACCAACAUCCUGCCACGGAUGUUCGCUCGCGGAGUUACUGUGGAGCAAGUGGAGCAAAUGACAGUGACGAAUCCGGCCAAUUGGCUGGCCUUUAAUCCCUAGAUCCUUUUUUGUUAUUUUGGUUCUGACAUCUCUUAUCGUUUGUUUUACCGUGGAUUAGAUAAGGCUUGUUAUUUUGGCAAUAAUACUGGGUCUACCCAACAUACAUACCCAUUGCCACCUUAUCGCUAUGUUUAUUGCUCUGAAGACAAUUUUUGGGGGCUCGUGCGGGAUGUUCCAAAGUUCUUCAGAAAUUAAAGCUCAUAAAAGUUUUGUUUACAAAUAAUAUACUCUAUAUAUAUUUAGAUAUUUAAAUCGAUUGUAUUAAAAUAAAAUGGAAUAUUUCUAGAACUGAAAUAUUUAAAAAAA
Molecule: messenger RNA, 1393 nt
Organism: Drosophila ananassae
Lineage: Eukaryota; Metazoa; Arthropoda; Insecta; Diptera; Drosophilidae
Product: phosphotriesterase-related protein
Exons: 5
Coding region: 35-1087 (350 amino acids)
Biological process (GO): catabolic process
Molecular function (GO): hydrolase activity, acting on ester bonds; zinc ion binding
Source: RefSeq, a predicted model, not a curated record